This is a messenger RNA of Protopolystoma xenopodis, 597 nucleotides long. Lineage: Eukaryota; Metazoa; Platyhelminthes; Monogenea; Polystomatidea; Polystomatidae. The record is from the annotation of a GenBank genome assembly.
CCUAGCCGAGGCAUUCAUGCCGGCUUUCAGCCACAUCACUUUUCCGAGGUCACUGAGGAGGAAGACGAUGACGUUCUGUCUUAUCCUACUACCAAAAUAGUUCGUGGUCAUGCAGGCCUGUCAGAUCGAGCCGGUCUUUCAGUUCCCUUGCGUCCGGGCUUAUCGCCAUCCAAUAUCGCCGUGUCCAGUUUGCCCGUACCAUUUCCCCAACGUUCAGACGCCCAGGCAACUCGUUUACAGUGCCCGACUGGGAGUCUGCUUGGGUCUCCACCUAGUGCCUCAGAAUCCACUAUUGCCGGAAUUAGCCUCGGUAAUGGAGUUGGACUCACAGGUGCCACCGGCACUUUGCCUUCGCGGCCAAAUUCUAGUAGUUCAGGCCACCUUAGUGGUCUUGCUACAGUACAAGAGAUUGGAUCAACCACUGAUGCCAAUCCCUCUUCACUCGUGAGGCCUGGCAUUCGAGCCCGUCUUUCCAGCGACGAGGCAAGACGGCCAAUGGCCCAUUUUACAGCCUCAGGCAUUUCCAGACCACCUGGGGGAGAAACGGACGACUAUGAUGCCUCUGUAUGGCCAGAUCUGCCUCCUACUAACUGCUAA